AUGUCGACCCGACAUCGGGAGUCGCCUAAGCAGCGUCACGCGCGACAAUCGUCUGUCCUGCCGAAGAGAGACCGGCUGCACGAGGGGACAGCAAUCGAGGUCGAGAGCGCACUGCAGCGUUACGAGAACGCGGUGCUGAAGUAUCAGAAGCCGAAGCUGCGGCCACCCAAACGACAGAUCAGUCGUGAGCGUCAGCAGCAGCAGCAGCAACAGCAACGACAACAACAAAGCAACAACUACUCGAGCAGCGACGAGAGCGUCGCGAGGAACAAGUCGAAGAGCACCAGCUCGAUCGACACACAGUCGGUGAACAAUAUCUUGGACGAGUACGAGGAUUUGGACUACCGUCGCUCGUCGGAUCUCAGCGACGUCGGCAGCAUCAACGUGACGAACUUCGAGGCGGUCAUGAUGGACCAACAGAAGCGACAGCAACAACAGCAGCAGGGGAAACCGAAGCUGCCCAGUGCCAAACCAGUUCCGACCAAGUCCAUCCCGACGAGAGAGCGGGUUCAACCGGUGCUGAAGGUGAACCAACAGACCCAGGUGAGACAACGUUCACGGGACCGACAGAAGGAGCCUGGUGGCAAAGGGUACCAGCGCGUCGCGCCCGAGACAGAAACGCGUCACGCACCCGUCGCGACGACGACGGACGUCGUUGAGAGCGGUCGCACGAAGAUGCCCGAGAUUCUACUACGCAAGGGCGAGGUUCAGAAACGAGUGGACGAGUGGUUGAACCAAGCGCACAGCCAGAACUUCCCGGUCGCCCGCGAGAAACCCUUAACGAGAUCCAACAGCAGUGCCGAGCAAAAGAGCCAACGCAGAUACCGACAAGACUCGAGGUCGAGGUCGAUCGACGAGGCGAGAGAGCGACUGAACGGCGCCUCGUCGAGCUACGACGACCUGAGCCGCAUGGAUCGCAAGGCUGCGGACAAAGGCAGGCUGGACAAGGUGAACGUCGGCGUGAACACGAGCAGGGCCGUUUACAAGGAGUACUUGGCCGUGAAGAACAAGGCCAGACACGAUUACGGCUUUGCCGCGUCGAACGCGUCGUCCUCGCGCUCGGGGGAUUCCAGCCCAGCCUCGAGGAUCCCGCAGAGGGGUGUCCUCGGCUCAAGUUUCCGCUCCAGACGCGUCGACGCGGCCGCCGACGAGAGGCUCGACGAGCGGAACAGCCGACCGGCGGCCGGCGGCAGGCUCCAGGGUGUCCGAGGCGCCUGCCGUUCCGACAAUGACAACAACGACGACGACGACGACGACGACGACGACGACCGCGUCUGUUAUUCCCUGCAGGAGGCCAUCGUUCAAACGGCCCGGGAACGGCGAGCAGAACGCGCUGGCGGCGCGUUUGCUCGUUAA
Harpegnathos saltator (Jerdon's jumping ant) is the source of this 1356-nucleotide messenger RNA. Its product is annotated as myb-like protein AA. The coding region runs from base 1 to 1356 and encodes 451 amino acids. The transcript is spliced from 2 exons. Lineage: Eukaryota; Metazoa; Arthropoda; Insecta; Hymenoptera; Formicidae. The record is from RefSeq and is a predicted model, not a curated record.